AUGGCCGCGGCUCGGCCCGCGCGGGGGCCGUCGCUCCAGCUCCUGGGGCUGAAGCUGCUGCUGCUGUUGCUGCUGCUUGGAGGCCCGGGCCAGGGGGCGGCUCUGAGCGGGAACGGGACCAGGCCUGGACCCUGGAGCGGGAGAACGAGUGGGGCCGAGACUCGCCCUCCCCCGCUGUUGAGCCACUGCGGCCGGGCAGCCCCUUGUGAGCCGCUGCGUUACAACGUGUGCCUGGGAUCGGCGCUUCCCUACGAGGCCACCUCCACGCUGCUGGCCGGAGACUCGGGCUCCCAGGAGGAGGCGCACAGCAAACUCGUGCUGUGGUCGGGACUUCGGAAUGCUCCCCGAUGCUGGGCAGUGAUCCAGCCCCUGCUCUGUGCUGUCUACAUGCCCAAGUGUGAGAAUGACCGGGUGGAGCUUCCUAGCCGAACCCUGUGCCAGGCCACUCGGGGACCCUGUGCCAUCGUUGAGCGUGAACGGGGCUGGCCCGACUUCCUGAAAUGCACUCCAGAUCACUUCCCAGAAGGCUGUCCAAAUGAGGUACAAAACAUCAAAUUCAACAGUUCGGGACAAUGUGAGUCACCCUUGGUACGGACAGAUAACCCGAACAGCUGGUACGAGGAUGUGGAAGGCUGUGGGAUCCAGUGCCAGAACCCGCUCUUCACCGAGGCUGAACACCAGGACAUGCACAGCUAUAUUGCUGCUUUUGGCGCCGUCACUGGCCUCUGCACCCUCUUCACCCUGGCUACAUUUGUUGCUGACUGGAAGAAUUCGAACCGCUACCCUGCUGUCAUCCUCUUUUAUGUCAAUGCUUGCUUCUUUGUGGGCAGCAUUGGCUGGCUGGCCCAGUUCAUGGAUGGUGCCCGCCGGGAAAUUGUUUGCCGAGCCGAUGGUACCAUGCGGCUGGGGGAGCCUACCUCCAACGAAACCCUGUCUUGUGUUAUCAUCUUCGUCAUCGUCUACUAUGCGCUCAUGGCAGGCGUGGUGUGGUUUGUGGUGCUCACCUAUGCUUGGCACACGUCCUUCAAGGCCCUCGGCACCACCUACCAACCCCUUUCUGGCAAGACCUCCUACUUCCACCUGCUCACCUGGUCACUGCCGUUUGUUCUCACUGUGGCCAUUCUUGCUGUGGCCCAGGUGGAUGGAGACUCAGUGAGUGGCAUCUGUUUUGUGGGCUACAAGAAUUAUCGUUACCGAGCUGGCUUCGUGUUGGCCCCUAUUGGGCUGGUGCUUAUUGUUGGGGGCUAUUUCCUCAUUCGAGGAGUUAUGACUCUCUUCUCUAUCAAAAGCAAUCACCCUGGGUUACUGAGUGAGAAAGCAGCCAGCAAGAUCAAUGAGACCAUGUUGCGUCUGGGUAUUUUUGGCUUUCUAGCCUUUGGCUUUGUGCUCAUCACCUUCAGCUGCCAUUUCUAUGACUUCUUCAACCAGGCGGAAUGGGAGCGCAGCUUCCGGGACUAUGUGCUGUGCCAAGCCAAUGUGACCAUCGGGCUACCCACCAAGAAACCCAUUAUUGAUUGUGAGAUCAAGAAUCGCCCUAGCCUUCUGGUGGAAAAGAUCAAUCUGUUUGCCAUGUUUGGCACUGGCAUUGCCAUGAGCACUUGGGUCUGGACAAAGGCUACUCUGCUCAUCUGGAGACGUACCUGGUGCAGGUUGACUGGGCAGAGCGAUGAUGAACCCAAACGAAUCAAAAAAAGCAAGAUGAUUGCCAAGGCUUUCUCUAAACGUCGAGAAUUACUACAGAAUCCAGGCCAAGAGCUCUCAUUCAGCAUGCAUACUGUGUCCCAUGAUGGCCCUGUGGCGGGUUUGGCCUUUGAUCUCAAUGAGCCCUCAGCUGAUGUCUCCUCUGCCUGGGCCCAACAUGUCACCAAAAUGGUGGCCCGAAGAGGAGCUAUCCUUCCGCAGGAUGUGUCUGUCACUCCUGUAGGGACUCCAGUGCCCCCAGAGGAACAAGCUAACAAGUGGUUGGUUGAGGCAGAGAUCUCCCCAGAGCUACAGAAACGCCUGGGGAGGAAGAAGAGGAGAAGGAAGAGGAAGAAAGAGGUGUGUCCUCUGGCAGCACCCACAGAGCUUUGCCAUCCUGUACCUGCACCUAGUGCUGUACCCCGCCUGCCUCAGCUGCCUCGGCAGAAGUGCCUGGUGGCAGGGGCCUGGGGGACUGGGGAAACCCACCGACAUGGAGCUUGGACCCUGGUCUCUAACCCUUUCUGUCCAGAGCCAAAUUCUCUCCAGGAUCCAUUUCUACCAACCCCACCAGGCCCUGCAGCCUGGGCUCAAGGUCGUCGGCCUUGUCUGGCCCCCAUUCAUUCCCGCACCAACUUGAUGGAGGCUGAGUUACUGGAUGCUGACUCUGAUUUCUGAACCUUUAAGAGCAGGACCUGGGUUGAAGGUAGUAGGGGUGGGGUGGCAAGUGGGAAGAAGUAAAUUCUGGUCCCCUGACUACCUCAGGCAAGGGCCAGGAAUAGGCAGCUUUUCUCUCUUCCCUUUUGCCUGCUCCCCAGGGCACCUCCUUUUCCCAGAGACCCCAAGGGUCCAGAACCCUCUCAAGGGAGUUAUUUAUCUCUGGCUCUUGAUAGCAAGACUGUGGGAAAGAGCCCUGGCUAGUUGGAUUUCCAUGGCACAACUGCUCUGCUUCUCAAAACUGCCCAUUCCCUAAUGGGUUUUUCAUUAGGGCAGAGAUAUGUAGCCAAAGGCCCUCAGUUCUCCCCCAGCCAAGUAGGAAUUGGGCUGAGGGCAAACAGUGCCUGAAGGAAUGAUGAUAACACAGUGCCCAAUAUGUUGGCAGUAGUGGUACUAAGCCAGGCUAAUGGUGCCCAGAGAGCUAGGCCUAAGAAGGAAACAGGACCUUUCUAAGCACUGAUGAGGGACUGUCCAGUCUCAGGCAGAGACUAAACCUACUUCUCAUCAGCUCUCAGACAGGAAGGCCAAAGCUAGGAAUGAUAGUAUUCAUGCAAUUUUAUUUGUGCCUUUUGUCUGAAAUAGGGCAGGGAAUUCCCUUCUUCCCUUUCUAGGUAUGGAAUGAGGAGGAGGGUCAAUAGCCCCACUCUUAUAAAAGCCAGAGUGUCUUUUAGGGACCCCACAGGUUCCACUGAUAACCUGUAAUUUAACCUUUUUUCCCCCUAUCUUUUCCCUACCCUUCUACUCCUACCAGGCAAAUUCAUUCUUCUCUCCUCUUUGAAUUGUGUUGUCUUUUUUCCCCCCUCCCUAUUAUAUUUGUUUAGCACUCAGAGCUGUAUUCUGAAACUCCGGGCAGUCACCUCUUCGCCCUUUGCUCGUAGGCCCCAUCUCCCGGAGAGUAGGUGGGGUACAUCAAGCUUUGAGUAUAAACAUUGAUCAAGAAAGGAAGUGGUGGGUUGUCCUUUAUGCCUUCAUGGGACAAAUGCCAUCUCCUGUCUUGGACCAUCUCCUGAGAAGUGGAGCAUUGUUCUGAGGAUCUGCUCCAGAAAGACAGACAUUGACCAUCCUAUUGACCUGAGUACGGGUGUUUAUCUCCCUACUGUUUUAAUCUAUGGUACCAUUUCUUCCCAUUCCCUUUCCACCCUCUUCCCAAAAGUCAGGCAGCAGAAUGCCUUUGAAGCUUGUUGGGUUCUAGGCCAGGGGUAUGGGGAUUUGGGUAAAGGAGUAUAAAUAGCCAAUAAAAGAUUUUGUACAAA
Messenger RNA from Gracilinanus agilis (Agile Gracile Mouse Opossum), 3650 nucleotides. RefSeq names its product smoothened, frizzled class receptor (gene SMO). The record is from RefSeq and is a predicted model, not a curated record. Gene Ontology annotation, cellular component: plasma membrane; dendrite; cilium. The transcript has 12 exons. Bases 1 to 2358 code for a protein of 785 amino acids. Gene Ontology annotation, molecular function: patched binding; transmembrane signaling receptor activity. Gene Ontology annotation, biological process: central nervous system development; positive regulation of smoothened signaling pathway; smoothened signaling pathway. Lineage: Eukaryota; Metazoa; Chordata; Mammalia; Didelphimorphia; Didelphidae.